Messenger RNA from Talaromyces amestolkiae, 330 nucleotides. RefSeq lists its product as uncharacterized. Bases 1 to 330 code for a protein of 109 amino acids. The transcript is spliced from 3 exons. Gene Ontology annotation, cellular component: endoplasmic reticulum membrane; signal peptidase complex. Lineage: Eukaryota; Fungi; Ascomycota; Eurotiomycetes; Eurotiales; Trichocomaceae. The record is from RefSeq and is a predicted model, not a curated record. Gene Ontology annotation, biological process: protein targeting to ER.
AUGGACAAUAUCCUCGCUCCGAUCCAGGACGCUUUCGAAGGCCAAAUCGACUUUCACGGCCAACAUCUCGCGGAGACCCUCUCAACAAUUCUCCUCAUCAUAUCCGGGAUCACGGCCUUCAUCGUCGGCUACGUCCAACAAGACAUCUACCUCACACUCUGGAUCGGACUCGCGGGCACCGCGUUCACAGGACUCGUUGUAAUUCCGCCGUGGCCGUUCUACAAUAGGAAUCCAGAGAAGUGGCUCAAUUCUACGGGCAGUAAUCGGAGUACAACCUCUCCGGAAAUCAAUGUGCCGGGUAUUGUUGUCGAUGGAGUCAAGGUUGGAUAG